AAUGUGAUGAAGCUAAGCUGCCCACCACAAAGAGAGAGGACUGACUCUCUUUAACAAGUAUAAGCACGUGAAUCCACCAAUUAUUUCUCAUGCACCAAAACCCUUUUGUGGGCUCCUCCUCCUUCUUCGCCAGCCAGCCAGCCUUUUCUCUUUUGUUCCCUUCUUCUCUUUCCCUAAACCAAUCUUCAAUUCAUUUCUCUCAUCUUCUUCUUACAAUGGAGGUGAAGGUGAAGGUGAAGUUAUUAGCAGCAAGAAUCUCUUUCCUUGUUUUGAUGUUUGAUUUGGGUCAAGCUUUUAAUGGAGGAGAGAAUAAGAUCAAGCUACUCAAUCUACACCAAUUCCGAUGGGAAACUAAACACACUGAUGACGACCCAACUUGCUUCUCUAGGAAAUCAUCAAGGAGAGAGAAUGGGGCGACUAUCUUGGAAAUGAAGCACAAAGAUUAUUGUUCGGGACCCAUUAAGGAUUGGAAUCAAAGACUUCAGACACGAAUAAUCUUCGACAAUUAUCGUGUCCAAUCGAUUCAAUCUAGACUCAAGAGGGGGGCCAGAGUUCAAGAUAUUUCACAGACCCAGAUUCCACUUACCUCAGGAAUCAAACUCCAAACCUUAAACUACAUCGUUACUAUCGAAUUAGGUGGAAAAAACAUGACCUUGAUCGUCGACACCGGUAGUGACCUAACAUGGGUUCAAUGUCAGCCUUGUAAAAUGUGUUACAAUCAACAAGGUCCAAUCUUCGAUCCUUCUCUAUCUAAAUCUUACCAAGCCGUCCCUUGCGGUUCUCAGCCGUGCCGGUCGUUGGUUUUUGCGACCGGAAAAUACGGUCUCUGCGGUGGCUCGCCGCAAACGUCGUCGUGCAAUUACUACGUCAGUUACGGAGAUGGGUCAUUCACCGGCGGAGAUUUAGCGACGGAGAAGAUCGAUCUCGGAGCAACCCCAGUUCAAGAUUUCGUAUUUGGCUGUGGAAGAAACAAUAAGGGUUUGUUCGGCGGUGCGUCGGGAUUAAUGGGUCUUGGAAGAAGUGAACUUUCUUUGGUUUCUCAAACGAAUUCAAUUUUCGGUGGAGUUUUUUCUUAUUGUCUUCCUUCAUCCGAUUCGGAAUCCUCCGGUUCGUUAACAUUCGGCGGUGACUACUCUGUUUUCAGUAAUUCAACUCCGAUUUCCUACACAAGAAUGGUCGAAAAUCCUCAACUUUCAUCUUUCUAUUUCAUCAAUCUCACCGGAGCUAGCGUCGGAGGUGUGAAUUUACAGUCACCGAGUUUCGGCACCGGCGGGGUGUUAAUCGAUUCCGGUACUGUCAUCACCAGACUUCCACCCUCAAUUUACAGAUCAAUCAAGACUGAAUUUUUAAACCAAUUCUCCGGCAUCCCUUCCGCACCCGGAUUCUCAAUCCUUGACGUUUGCUUCAAUCUCUCCGGUUACCGGGAAGUGAACAUACCCACAUUAAGAAUGGAAUUCGAGGGUGGUUCUGAACUUGAAGUGGAUGUAAUGGGUAUGUUUUAUUUUGUGAGAUCGGAUGCUUCUCAAGUUUGCUUGGCCCUGGCUAGUUUGACGUAUGAGGAUCAAAUUCCGAUUUUGGGUAAUUUUCAGCAGAGGAAUACGAGAGUGGUCUAUGAUACGGUGGAGUCUCGGUUGGGAUUUGCAAGGGAGAGCUGCGAUUACGCCUGAGAAACGUCGCCGGAAAAGCUGAAAGCUGCCGGAGGUGGUGGAUGUGAAUAUGUAGAGUUUGAAAGGAGAAGCCAUUAAUUUGAAGAUAUUGGUGGCAAGGUAGGAGGAGAAGGAGGGGGUAUAGCUAUGAUCUUCAUAUCUUUUUUUUCUAUUUUUGUUUGGAAAAAUUAUUGAUUAAUUAGAAGACAUGUUGUUUUUGUUUAA
Molecule: messenger RNA, 1871 nt
Organism: Impatiens glandulifera
Lineage: Eukaryota; Viridiplantae; Streptophyta; Magnoliopsida; Ericales; Balsaminaceae
Product: aspartyl protease family protein At5g10770
Exons: 2
Coding region: 90-1667 (525 amino acids)
Biological process (GO): proteolysis
Molecular function (GO): aspartic-type endopeptidase activity
Source: RefSeq, a predicted model, not a curated record